Messenger RNA from Nelumbo nucifera (sacred lotus), 4617 nucleotides. RefSeq names its product P-loop containing nucleoside triphosphate hydrolases superfamily protein. Gene Ontology annotation, biological process: microtubule-based movement. NCBI's taxonomy places the organism in Eukaryota, Viridiplantae, Streptophyta, Magnoliopsida, Proteales, Nelumbonaceae. Gene Ontology annotation, molecular function: microtubule binding; ATP binding; microtubule motor activity. The record is from RefSeq and is a predicted model, not a curated record.
UUUCAAACAAUUCUCAUUUCCCCCUUCGAGCGCGCUUUCCCAUUCUAUAAUAGAUCUUUCUUUCUUUGCUCAGCAACUCUAGAGUCUAGUCUAGUCAUCAGCCCGUGCCCUAGAUUUUUCUCCAAUAUCUUCUGCAUUUGAUCUUUUUCGCUCUAAUCUCGCCUGCAAAUCCGUUCCAAAAGCCCAACUUCCAUUUUUUAGGGCUAAUUUCUUGAAUCGGAGAGGAAAAAAUUCGUGAGAAAGGAAAUGCCGAUCAUCUCAGAGGCAGCGAGCGCUAUUAGAAGCCGGUUUAGGUUUCAGGAACACUCGGAAUGUGAUUCUGUCCGGAGUACCCCGAAUAUCUUGAAAUCGGCAUCUAAGGAGAAUUUGUGUCACUCUAUAGUAGCUAAUUCAGCCAUCCGAAGUAUCAGCGGGAGGGAAGAACAUAGCGUUAAUGGAGCGGCAAGCCAGAGCUUCGAGUUGGAGGAAGACCCUUCUUUCUGGAAGGAUCACAACGUCCAGGUUGUCAUCCGGAUACGUCCCCUUAGUAGUUCUGAAAUAUCCCUCCAAGGCUACAGCAAAUGUGUUAGGCAGGAAAGCAGCCAAACAGUUACAUGGAUUGGGCAUCCGGAAUCUCGUUUCACCUUUGAUCUUGUAGCUGGGGAGACAAUUAGCCAGGAGAAGUUAUUCAAAGUGGCUGGAGUGCCCAUGGUGGAAAAUUGCAUGGGAGGCUAUAACAGUUGCAUGUUUGCAUAUGGCCAAACUGGUAGUGGAAAGACUCACACAAUGCUUGGAGACAUAGAGGGAGGCACUCGAAGACCUAGUGUUAAUUGCGGAAUGACACCUAGAGUCUUUGAGUACUUAUUUUCAAGGAUCCAAAAGGAAAAGGAAACUCGUAGGGAUGAAAAGCUGAGGUUUACUUGUAAAUGCUCAUUUUUGGAAAUAUACAAUGAACAAAUUCUUGAUCUUUUGGACCCAACCUCUUUAAAUUUACAGAUAAGAGAGGAUGCAAAAAAGGGUAUUUAUGUGGAGAAUCUAACAGAGUUGGAGGUUACAAGUGCUCAAGAUGUUAUUCAACAACUUGUUCAGGGAGCUGCAAACAGAAAGGUAGCUGCAACUAAUAUGAACCGUGCAAGUAGUCGUUCUCACAGCGUCUUCACUUGUGCCAUUGAAAGUAAGUGGGAAUCCCAAGGUGUAACUCAUCAUAGAUUUGCUCGGUUAAAUCUUGUAGAUCUGGCUGGUUCAGAGAGGCAGAAGAGCUCAGGUGCUGAAGGUGAACGUCUCAAGGAAGCCACUAACAUCAACAAGUCCCUUUCAACAUUGGGACUUGUAAUUAUGAACCUUGUGAAUAUUUCCAAUGGGAAGUCACUUCAUGUUCCUUAUCGGGAUUCAAAGCUGACAUUUUUGCUUCAGGAUUCACUAGGAGGAAAUUCGAAAACAAUAAUAAUUGCAAAUAUAAGUCCAUCUAACUGCUGUUCGCUGGAGACACUAAGCACGCUAAAGUUUGCUCAACGUGCUAAGUUCAUUAAAAACAAUGCAAUUGUAAAUGAAGAUGCUUCCGGAGAUGUCAUUGCCAUGCGCUUGCAGAUUCAACAACUCAAGAAAGAAGUAAGCCGUCUGCAAGGUUUAGUCAAUGGAGGGUCUGAGAAUCAGGAGAAUAAUAACUGGACAGUGAGCUUUCCAGGAUCUCCAGGCUGCUUUAAGUGGGAAGGGCUUCAGGGAUCAUUCAGUCCACUCACAUCUGACAAAAGAAUGUCUCAGAAGAAAGAAUAUGAAGCUGCACUUGUUGGAGCUUUUAGGAGGGAAAAGGAUAAAGACAUUGCAUUGCAGGCGUUGGCUGCUGAAAAUCAGGCAGCUAUGCAACUGGCUAAACAAAGAGAAGAUGAGAUACAGGGAUUGAAAAUGAGGCUUCGAUUCCGUGAAGCAGGAAUAAAGAGGUUGGAGGCAGUUGCUUCUGGUAAAAUCUCAGCUGAGACACAUCUUUUGCAAGAAAAGGAGGAACACUUGAAAGAGAUAGAGGUUCUUCGCACCCAAUUGGAUCGGAAUCAAGAAGUCACGAGAUUUGCCAUGGAAAAUCUGCGUCUAAAAGAAGAACUUAGAAGAUUAAAGUCUUUCGUUGAGGAGGGAGAACGGGAGAUGAUGAGCGAACAAAUCACAAUAUUGCAGAGCAAGUUACUUGAAGCAUUGGAUUGGAAACUUAUGCAUGAAGCAGAUCUCGAGACAGUUCAGAAAGGAACUUUCGAUUUGGCAACCAUUUCUAAUGGCGAGGAUAAUCUUCUGAUUUCCAGUCAGAAUCCAACAUCUUGGCAUUCUUCAAUGAAUGAGGAGAAUGAGUUUCUCCGCAUGCAGGCUAUUCAGAACCAAAGUGAACUGGAUGCACUUUGCAAGAAGCUAAACUCCUGCCUUGAUGAGAAAGGACAAUUGGAGAGGCGUGUUAAUGAGUUGAAACAAGAACUUGAAGACGUGAAGAAUACUUCAGGAGCAAUGAAUGGAGUUACAGGGCAACAAGUACAAAUUGAACUUCCUUCUCUUCAUUUUGCAGCACCUGAUCAUAUGUCCAAUGUCACAUUAAAUGAUCAGAUGGAGCUUAAAACCAUGGUCGAUGCAAUUGCCUCUGCAAGUCAACGAGAAGCAGAAGCUCAUGAAACAGCAAUAAUUUUGGCCAAAGAGAAUGAUGAGCUUAGGAUGAGGCUGAAAAUCCUAAUUGAUGAUAACAAUAAACUGAUCGAACUAUAUGAACAUGCUGCAGAAGAAGCUAAUAAAGACAACAGAAAGGCUGGAAACACACAGGUAGACACCACUGAUGAUCACAAUUGCAGUUCAAUGGGCUUUCCUGAGGAAAGAGAUACUGACAGGAUGAGAGAGAUUGAACAUCUGGAAAGACAACUUCAAGAAAUGCAUGAAGAAAAUGAGAAACUGAUGGGUUUGUAUGAGAAAGCCAUGCAGGAGAGGGAUGAACUCAAAAGAAUGCUUUGUUUCAACAGGCAGAACAGUGAUACCGAAGAGAUAGAAGAGUUUAAUUGCCCAGAAAAGCUUGUUGAAGUAGAUGGAGGUGAAGGCCUCAAUUUGGAUGAACUUCCUUCUAAAUCUGAUGAUGCAAAAGUUUCAAGAGAACAGAUAGGUUUUUCUGGAUUGACUGAGCAAUAUGAAUCUGGCCCAUGUCUAGAAAAUUCAUUAACAGAUGAAGGAAAUCCAACUGAAGUACUACAAGUUGAUAUUGCCGAUAAUUCUGAGGUGGAAGGAAGGUUAUCAGGAGUCACUGAUUCUAAAAUAUUAGAUGAUCUAAAUUUGGCAAGAAUGAAGCUGGAGAAGGCUGAAAAUAAGCUUGUGCAUGCUUCAAAUGCUCUGGGUUUAUUUGGGUUGUAUGACAAAGCAACCAGUGAGGUGGAUGAGCUCUCAAGAAAAAUUGAAGCUACAGAGAAAAUUAUUCAAGUCAAGCAGCAAGAGAUUGUAAAUCUCUCUUCUGAAAUGCUAGAAAGAAGAGUAGUUGUUGAUGACAAAUUAUUGGCUAUGAAGUCUUCUCUAUCAAGCUUUUCUUCAUCAGUUGGUUAUUGGGAGCAGCAAGAAAUUCAAGCAAGGGCAGACAUGGAUGCUUUCUCCUCUAACAUAAAUCAAAAGAAAGAGGAGCUAGCUCGUCUUCAAGCACAAAAGGAUGAACUUGAGGCUAAGAAGAUUAAGCUUCAAAAAUAUGAUGUUGAACUAAGAAAUAAACGUCUCUUAUUAAAAUCAAAACUUGAGGAGGAACAGCAAAGGCAAGAGACAGAGAAGGUGCUGCUUGCGAUAGAUAAUGUGGAGAAAAAAGAGAUUACCACACAAAGAAAUUGGUGUAAAGCUACAGAGUUGCUUAAGUUGGAGGAAGACCAAACCAAGCUGCUAACUGAGAUAAAACGGUCUCGAGAAGAGCUACAGAGCAUACAAAGGGAAAUUGCAAUUUUCCAGACAAAAUCUGGAGAGUUGGAGUGCAAGAUAAAAUCUGUUGAAGGGGAGGUACAGUCUGGCUUGAGAAAAGUGGGGGAGGUGGAGCUUGGACUUUGGAAUGUUAUCCAAGAGAAGCAAAAGCUUUUAGAGAUGGACAAUGGGAAUACAGAAGUUGACAAAAUGCUUCUUGAAUACCACCAAUCUGUAUUUGAAUCUGACUUGAAAGAGAAUGAAGUAAAGCUAAAGGAAGAAGAACUGCAGAUGCAGAUACAAAGUCUAGAGGAGUUAAGAGAAGCUAGGUUGAAAGCAACCCAUAGGAAGACCCAAUUGCUGGGUGAUACAACCUGCUGCUCUUGCAUGUCAGAUGAACACGAGUCAGGUUGCCUGUCCAGAAAGGUAGAAAAGGAGCUCCAAGAUGUUCGAAUGUCAGUUAUAGAAGUGAAGUCAUUACUCAGUGAUGGUAGGUAGUCAGGUAGAUCUUGAUCUUUGGAGCAGUGCUACCUAUAAAUUUCUUUUUUCUUUUUUUUUCAGUCUCUUGUUUGCUGAAAAAACGAAAAAAUAUGCUAACUAUUUUGGGCAUUCUAGAAUAAUGCCCAUAUUGCUAGAUUGAGGAUUCCAUUUAGAUUUGCUGUUUAGUCUAUGUAAUUUCUGUAAAUAAUGUUCAAUAGUGGAUGUUGAUCGGAGUGGAAAAUUAAGAAUAGUAGCCCCUCAAGUUACCAG